UCAUACAAGGCAAUGAACUCGGUGUUGGAUAUGAGGGUGUCAAUCUUGAAGAUAAGACUGUUUGUAGGAGGAGAGGGACGAUAAGAAAAUUGCUCGAUCGUUUGUCUGAGAGGCACAUUCUGCUUAUCCGUUCUCCGCCAAUGGUGGGCAAAACGGCCCUUGCUCAAUUGCUGGAACAUUACCUCCUUAAUUCGGACGAAGGUCAUGACAAGCGUGUUUUGCGCAUCUCUCUAUUAUGGAUGAGCACUUGUAGUCACGUCCAAACGAUUCUUAUAGUUGAUGAAGUCCAGAAAAUUUAUAAGCCAGGAGGUGAAAACACUGAACCAGCGAAUGGUGGCAAGGUAUUUUGGAACACGUUCAAGGCUGUACAACAAUAUAAACUUCUUCAGUUUGUAGCAUUUGCAUCCUAUGGCUACCGCGGUGCUUAUGAUAGUGAUGGGUGUGGGCAAACAGUGAGUGUGUCACCAUAUCAACUUGACAAGGGAAACACGUGGGGAAUAGAGGAUAUGAAAUUUACGCGAGAAGAGUUUAACGAAUACUUUCAGAAAUUCUCUCAAUAUCAUCAUUUCUCGUUGUCACCUGAAGAUGCACAGUUGCUCUCCAGUUACGUGUAUGAAGCGACAGCCUGUCACCCAGGACUGGUUGCAUAUGUUAUGAACAGAAUUUUGGAUCGUUUUUCCGCUCAAAUUAAGCAAGGAACGGAGCGUAUGACCUUUGUAAAGGUUUUCCAGUUUCUCAAAUCUUACAGCUUUCACUCAUCCUUGUUGGACAUCCGCGCUGCGCCUCGCCUCACUUCAAUGACAGAAGAAGAAAAGAAACUCGCAGACUUCAUUCUCUUCCAUCCAAAACCCAUUCGUUCAAAUAAUAUUCCCAACCAUGGACGUCUGAUCAAGACUAACUUUCUUGUUGAUAUUCAAAAAGACAGAAACGAACAAGUGUUAGACUUUGCUGCACCAUUGCUUCGUGCAAUUUAUAUCCAUAACCGUCUUGGUUCAACUAUGCGUGCUCCAUCACCACCUGAAGAUUUCCAUGACUUUCUCAUCAAGGUCUUUGCAGCAAUGAAUCCAAUGGUGCUGCGUAAAUCCCUGGGUAUUGGUAUUGAUGGUCGACUUCUGGAACGGGUAUGGCAGAUGGAGUGGUAUCGAGCAGCAAUGCAGAUCCUUCCUGAGAGUAUUCAUGCCUCUGUGGAUGUUGGUGCUGUAUUUGGUAGUUGUGGGUAUAUUGACUUUUAUGUAGACGAUAACAGGAACUGGGCUAUUGAGCUUUUGCGAGAUGGUGAGAAGGGAGAAGAACAUCUGAAGAGGUUUGUCACUGGUGGGACCUACGGCACAAUAAUGGAUUAUGCAACAGCGUAUGCUGUAAUUGACAUUAGACAGAAUCAAAGGGGUAGCCUACCUCUGAAACAAAAACAGAACUUGGUGUACGCUAUGUGCAAUGAAAAUUUUGAAGGUGUCAAAUUAUUGUUUCCUGAUGGAAAAGAGCAGUACGUUCGGUUACUAGGAUCAUCAGAUAUGAUGUUGGAAUUGGGUAUAGAUGUUUCUGAGCUUACAAUGGUUUCAGCUGAUUACCCGUAUAUGACAAAUAGCGAAUACCAUAAGUCUACUGAAUACGAAAAAGCAAUGCGUUUCUUAGAGAUAGGUUGCAAUUGCGGUUGCUCAAAAAAGAUUCCGAGAGAAAAGUUUGCCGAGUUACGCGAGGCGUUUCAAGUUCUUUCUAGGUCUGAACAAGAUGUAUUUUUAAUGGCCCAGUUGAAAGCGAUGAAUGGUGGAGAAGUAACU
Messenger RNA from Dentiscutata erythropus, 1778 nucleotides. NCBI's taxonomy places the organism in Eukaryota, Fungi, Glomeromycota, Glomeromycetes, Diversisporales, Gigasporaceae. The record is from the annotation of a GenBank genome assembly.